UCUCUCUCUCUCUCUCUCUCUUUGUGUCUCUCUCUAUCUCUGUGCCUCUGUGCCUACCUGCAUGUUCUCUGCCCACCCCUUCUUAUCUUUGCCAAAAUGUACCAGAACCCAUGGAUCUCCAACUAUCUCAGCCAUGUCAAGUUCUGUCAAGGCAUCACAAAGCAGACCACCACCACCGCUGGCAGACCUAAGCCAUCACAAAGGGCUCUUGGCUUCCAGAAAAAGCUCUCGUUUGAGGAUAAAGGCAGAGUAGCCCAGUCCAACCAGGCUGUUGAUGAUAAACCACUGGCCAGUGUGCACAAAGUCUCGGAGUUAAGGAAACGAUUUGAAAGCAUCAGCGCAAAUAAGAGAGACUGCUGGGACAUGAACAGGAAGGAACGAAUUGCACGGCGCCUAGAAGGGAUUGCUGGAGAUAUCCAGUUAUCCCUUCCAAGCACUGGUCUGGUCACCCAUCGGCUGCUGGAGGAGGACACGCCCAGAUAUACCCGUGCAGCGGAUUCUUGUGACCCAUGCGCAGCUUGCAUUUUCCCUUUAGCUCCUCUCCAGCACUUCAGCAGAGAUGAGUCUGCUGGGUCUGACCUGUAUGGCUCAGGGUGUGUGCCCAAGUCCCGGAUGCAGCCGGAGACGCAGACGGCCCACUCCGAACCUGCCUACGACCCCAACUCCGCCGGCACAGCUGGCUUGGAGUCCAAAUUGGAGCGUAUUGCCCGCUACAAAGCGGACCGCCGGCGCCAGCUGGCCGAGCGCUACCGCGUCUCGCUGGACGAAGCCGCAGACGUGGACCGCUCCAGCCACCGCUCUCGAAUGUGGAGGGAGCCCAAGGGCUCCGAGCCCCAGUGCCAGCAGCAGGUGGACAUGGGCGAGCAAGCAGAGCGAGACGCCCAUGUGUUCCACCCCCAGGCCGGUAAGGGGGACGCAGAGCGGGACUACAGCAGGGAGCGGGCCAACUCGCUCUCCGAGCAUGAGAGGAGGAUGAACCUGGAGAACCAGAGAAGGGCGCAGGACAUGGGUGGGGUGCAUGGCGCUGGGGCCCCAGCCCCUGACCCUUCCACUGCUUACAUGGACACUUCAGAGUGUGCCAGAGCUCUAGCUAGGGAGCAGGCGGGGACAGGUGGUGUCCCUGGCUCACCCAAGGCAGGCCGAGCCGCCAAGCAGGCAGCUUCCCCUGGGGAUUUGUUCAUUGAGCAGCAAGCCCACAAUGUCCUCCACAGACAAGGCUCCCAUAGCCAGACAGCAAGCCAAUGGUCACUCCAGACCGAUUCGGAAGGAGACACGAUUUCCCCAAUCAACUGGCCCUCCAGAAUCCGAGUUAGGGAAAGGCUGGCAAGCGAUGAACCAUCACACAGGAACCUUAAGCAGGGCUCCACAUCAGAGGUGCCUGCGUACCACCGUAAGCCCUGCUACCCAACCCGCUUGGCCUACCAGGGACGGCCAAGCCCCCACCUCGCCUACCAGCCAUCCCAGCUGCAGCACUUCCAUGCUGGGCAGGCUGAGUUCCAAGACCCUGGCUGUCUUGGCUACCUCUCCAUGGGCAAUGAGCCCAGCCCUAAGGUUUGGCAGGAAGCAGACGUGGGAGUGGAAGAAGUGGAGAUUCUAAGGGAGGGGAGGCAAGACCUGCGGGCAGAGAGGCUUCUGCACAGCAGGAAAGCAGUUUUGCCCUCCACAGUCCAAAUGAGGGAGAGAAACGCUCACUACCAGCGUGGCAGGUCUGAGGACAUGAAUCUGCCCUCGGUCAACCGGGGUGGAGAUGCACCCAGCAGAGACGGAGUAUCUGAAGAGCCUAGCGGGAGAUGUGGCAGUUGGUCACGGAGGGAAGAGAAUACAGAGCAUGUGUCCCGACUUCAGGCAGCUGAAGCAAUGCAGGCUAGAGCCAGACAAGUCCAGGACCGGCUGGAGGGCUCGCAUCACCAGCAGGGAACCAGCCAUCCACCAUUCCAGGCCUCCAUGCAAGCCCAUGCCCCACCAUCCAAUGGACGAUGGGCUCCAGGUCCAGCCAGUCACCUCUCUUAUUACGUAUCAGAGCCAGAGAAUACCCAUGCCUCUCCUGCUCCUGCAGUACCCACCCAGGAAGCCAUCCACUGCAAAGAGCCUGUCUCUCAGGCCAGCGUGGCCAACAGAGAUCACUCCCCUGUUGAUGUGAAGGUUUCUGUAGCCCAGCUCCGCCACUCCUAUCUGGAGAGUGCCGCAAGCGCCCAGAAGCCUGGACACCAUCAGGCAGAGUGCUUUCCUGCCAUCGCUGAAGUGCCCUGGAGAAGCGGGAGAGCGUCCCGUCGGCCCCGGAAGUACAUAUUGCCCUCUGAGAGUAGAAAGACCUCAGAGAGGUUUAGAACACAGCCCCUCACACUGAGUGAGCAGCUGGAGACCAGUCGGUGUUGCCUAAUCUCAGAAGCACAAAUGACAGAAGUGGAUGAGGAGAAGUUGGAUGAGAGAGCAAAAAUGAGUGUUGCUGCCAAACGUUCUCUCUUCAGGGAACUGGAGAAGCGCGUGGAUACUGUUGCUCUGAAGCCACCGGGUUAUAGCGGUGCAUCUACACGCAGACUGAGACGAGGUCAGGACCGCUACCGCACCCAGCCCGUCACCUCAGAGGAAGUAGUCAGCGCUGCUACUGUCCCUGGUCCGUUGUCACAGACUGUGUCUGUUCGUUCUUCAGUAGCGCGCACUUCUAGUCCCACUGUAGUCAGCAGCACAGGCACCACACCCAGCUCUGUGGUACGGGAGCAGGAGUGUAGGCUGAGUCAGGAGCCAGCCGAGGUAGAGGGAGCACGCCGGCCCAUCCCUGAUGCGGAAAGCCAGGAGGAGCCGGACCAAUCCACGCUCAGCCUGGCGGAGAAGAUGGCCAUCUUCAACAGACUGACCCAGAAGCCUGUCCUCAACCCCGCUGCGCGCAGAGACGGCCGGGCGAGGCGUGGGAACGCCCGCUACCAGACCCAGCCCAUCAUCUCUGGAGAGGAUUGCUCGGACUCCGACCUUUCUGAGGAGGAAGUGCGGCGCUCAGAUGGACUGAGUGAACUGGACUAUGUUGAAGGUGUGUCGUCCUUAAGCACCUCCUCUUCAGCCAUUAGAUCUUCCACAGUUUCCACGGCACAUGCUGGUGACCUCCACCUGACCACUCCCAACAUGUCCAGCAUAACCUAUGACCAAAGAACCCUCCCUUCCUGGCAUCAAUCACAAACUGUUACGCCCGUCCAGAACUUGAAAGGGCCCUCUGAACCAUCUGCAGUCCAGAGCGAGGAGCCUAACUUGGGUAUUGGCAAGAGGAAGCACCCCUCUCCGGAAAGUGUGAAGCAGCCAGCCAGAGAGUGGGAUGGACCAAAGGGACACAGCCAGGAAGCAGUGACCUCCUGGGAUCUUCAGGACACGGACAGUCAACAGGGGUCAACAACAGCAGUGCCAGGUCUUCCUGAGCAGACAGUUGCAGCAAAAGGCAUAGUAGCGGUGGCUGCAUCACAGCCCAUGAGCUGGAGCGCCUCUCUCACGCAGCAUACACACGCUCAGACACACACUCUGCAGUCGCCCGAGUCCGGACGGCCUGCUGCUGAGGACGGUGAAGGGAAUCGAGAGAGAUUGCAGGACUUGUACGCGGGACAGGAGGACGAGCUCUCCGACAUUAUGUCAUCCAAGCAAAUAUCUAUUAAAGACAGACUGGCUCUGCUGAGGAAGAGUGGUGAGGAAGACUGGAGAAACAGGAUCAAUAAGAAGCAGGAUGUUGUGAAAGUGGCCAUUUCAGAGAGGCAUGCUCAGCUUUGGGAGGUGGAGCAGACAUUUAAGAAGAAGGGCAAUGGGAUUAUAGAUGACUUUGCAGUUUCUGAUCAGCUCUGGGAACCUGUCUUUUCUUCCACUCUUUCCUGUGCCUCUGAGUCUCUGGAUCCCAUUGAUCCCCCACCACAGGCCAAACCCCUGCUCGUGCAGGCCGAUGAACGUCACCCCUGGAGAAGGAAGAGGAUGGCAGGUGAGGAAGAGGAGGCCCAGAGGAUUGAGCGCAUGCAGAUGUCCAUCCAGGAGCGCAAGCAGCUCAUUACAGCUCAAGAGAGUGCCUGGAAGGUCAAAGGUCAGGGAGCGGCCAAUGACUCCACCCAGUUCACCGUGGCUGGACGUAUGGUCAAGAAAGGACUUGCAGCCCCUGAUGUGCUUGUAAAUCCCGGAUUGUCUUCUGCACCCUUCAAAAACAAGAAUGCUAUUUCCAAACCUCAGGAAGAGAUUGAGGUUAGGCAAGACAUGAAACUGGAGUCAGACAAGAAGUUGGACAAGCUGGAGUCCUUCCUGGGUCGGCUCAACAGUAAAGUGGACGGAUUUCAGGAGACUACACUUACAGUCACUGAGAAGUCAGUUAAAGAGGUCAUGACCCUGGAUGAUGAGUGCUUUGAUAAGUUCUACAAACACACAGAGGAGCUUGUCAACGUUGCCAGCAAAGUGGAGAUCGACGAUGACUUUGAUGCCAUCUUUGGAGCUCAGAUGCCCAAGCUGACCUCAGAGAUGGUGCAGCAUAAGCUGGCGGUGCGUCCAGCGCGAAACGUGCAGGCGUCGAGGAACCCUCUGAAGCAGCUUGCAGCCCGUGAUGACCUGAGACAAGAAUACACAGAGCAGAGACUCAACAUUGGCCUGCUGGAGAGCAAGAGGAUGAAACAGGAGAAGAUGAGUAAGAGCAGUGGGUUCUCAGCUGUGGCUCUGGCUGGUUUGGCCAGUAAGGAGAACUUCAGCAGUGUGAAUCUACGCAGUGUGAAUAUGACUGAGCAGAGCUCCCACAAUAGCCACAUGCCCUACAAGACUACCAUGCUCAUCCAGGUCAAAGGUCGACGGCACGUCCAGACCAGGCUAGUUGAGCCCAGAGCUUCUUCUCUGAACAGUGGCGAUUGUUUCCUCCUGGUCACACCCCACUUCUGCUUCAUCUGGAUUGGAGAGUUUGCAAACGUCAUUGAGAAGGCCAAAGCCUCUGAGCUGGCCACCUUCAUCCAGACAAAGCACGACCUGGGCUGCAGAGCCUUGUAUGUGCAGGUUGUCGAAGAGGGGAUCAACACACACAGCCAUGCAGCCAAGGACUUCUGGAAGAUUCUGGGAGGACAGAGCAGCUACCAAGCUGCAGGGACUCCAGAGGAGGAUGAGUUCUACGAGAGCGCCAUAGUUGAGACGAACUGCAUCUACAGGUUGCAGGAGGACAAGCUGGUGCCUGAUGAUGAUUACUGGGGUAGAAUGCCACGCUGCACCAUGCUCCACCCCACAGAGGUUCUGGUGUUUGAUUUUGGCAGUGAGGUGUAUGUAUGGCAUGGUAAAGAGGUGACACUGGCACAGAGGAAGGUAGCUUUUCAGCUGGCCAAGCACCUGUGGAACGAGACGUUUGACUACACAACCUGCGAUAUCAACCCCCUCGACCCAGGAGAGUGCAACUCCCUUAUCCCCAGGAAAGGGCAGGGUCGUCCAGAUUGGGCUGUGUUUGGUAGGCUGACCCAGCAUAAUGAGACUACGCUGUUUAAGGAGAAGUUUCUAGACUGGAUUGACUCCAGUAAGGCUUCAAAGAAGAACGGCGACACACAAGCCAUAGAUCAAAAGGAGGUACACAGUGGAGAUUGCCAGCCAUACAACACCUCUCUAAUGUUGCCGCUGUCACACGCGCCUGUUCGGACCAUUCUAGAAGGAGUAGACGUGGGUCGGGGUUACGGCUUGGUGGAGGGAGCUGAAGGGCGAAACUUUGAGAUCAGCACUCUGUCUGUUGAUGUGUGGCACAUUCUGGAAUUUGACUACAGUCGCCUGCCUAAGCAGAGCAUUGGGCAGUUCCAUGAGGGAGACACAUAUGUUGUUAAAUGGAAGUACAUGAUCAGCACAGCAGUUGGAAAGAGGCUGCAUUCAGAGCGGAUCAUUGGUCCGGGGAAGGAGAAGUGUGCCUAUUUUUUUUGGCAGGGUCGUAACUCUACGGUUAGUGAGAAGGGAACUUCAGCUUUGAUCACUGUGGAGCUGGAUGAGGAGCGAGGAGCACAGGUCCAGGUGCAGCAAGGAAAGGAGCUUCCCUGUUUCCUUCAGUGUUUUAAUGGAGGGAUGAUUAUUCAUGCAGGAAAGAGAGAAGAAGAAGAGGAGAAUACACAGAGUGCCUGGCGGUUGUACUGUGUAAGAGGCGAGAAGACUGUUGAGGGCCACCUGCUGGAGGUGGUGUGUCACUGCAGCAGCCUGCGCUCUCGGACCUCCAUGAUUCUGUUGAACAUCCCCAAAGCCAGCAUUUACCUGUGGCACGGCUGCAAGGCCCAGAGACACACGAAAGAUGUGGGCCGCACCACCGCAAACAAGAUUAAAGAGCAGUGUCCUCUGGAGGCGGGGCUUCACAGUAGUUGCAAAGUGACCAUUCAGGAAUGUGAGGAAGGAACAGAACCAGUAGGCUUCUGGGAAGCCUUUUCAAGGCGGGACCGGAAAGCAUAUGACUGCAUGAUUCAUGAUGUAGGGAAGUUUAACUUCACACCACGACUGUACCAGCUGAGCAGCACUUCUGGGGAGUUUGCUGCUGUGGAGUUUGGGUGUCCAUACAGAGAGGCAAGCCUGGUCAACUCCAUGCCCUUCCAUCAAGAGGAUCUGUACAAUGCCUCUCAGCCAGCUCUUUUUUUGGUGGAUAAUCACCAUGAGGUGUACCUGUGGCAGGGAUGGUGGCCUCAGGCCAGUGAUAACACAGGCUCCGCCCGCAUCCGAUGGGACUCGGACAGGAAGUGCGCCAUGGAAACUGUGCUCCAGUACUGCCGAGAGAAGAAUGAGAAGAAGCCUCCAAAAGCUUACCUGAUUCAUGCCGGACUGGAGCCCCUCACCUUCACAAACAUGUUUCCCUGCUGGGAACACAGAGAGGAUAUCGCUGAGAUCACAGAGAAGGAGGCAGAAGUAUGUAAUCAGAUCAUUCUCGUGGAGGACGUCUUGACCAGACUUUGUAAGACCACAUAUCCCCUGUCUGAACUUAUGGACAGGCCCCUCCCAGAAGGUGUCGACCCUCUGCGCCUUGAGACGUAUCUGUCAGAUGAAGACUUUGAGGGUGUGGGGGCCUAUGGGAAGAAAGCCUUGGAGAUGACCAGGAGUGAGUAUGAGGUGCUGCCGGGAUGGAAGCAGGUGAACAUGAAGAAAGCCAAAGGAUUGUUCUAGAAGCAUUCGGAGUCACACAUGCAGUGAUGUUCGUGGUGGUACAGGGGGCGUGAGAAGGCGCGCACACACAUGGCGACAGAUUAUACUCCCUUUCUACCUGGACCCUCUGAAGCACAGGGGUGAAUUUACUCCUGUGAGGGAGCAGUAAGAAGAAGAUCAAGAUGUGGAUGUUAAGGAAUGGCAGAGGUUUACCAGCCUCUUGUAACAUAUAUCAUCUUUUUCUCCUUGAUCUGUUUUCAUCAUAUGUCUCAUACUUUUGAGUGAAUUGUGGAAACCAGUGUUUCCUUGAUGGAGCUUUUGUAUCUUUCAGUUUUUUUUUUUUUCAGUUCAGACAUCCAUUCCGCUCAACAGCCCUGCAGCCAGCUGGCCCCCUCUGCAAACAGAAGAACCAUACUUCCUUGCAGGCUUGCUUUGGACAUAAUUGCCUGUAAUAAUUUGUCCUUGUAGAAAGACAUUACAGGGACUAAGCAGGAAUAAGUGUACAGUUAGAAAUCUGAAGUGUUGUACUAAUGAUAAUGGUCCCAGUCUGCACGUCUUCGUGCCAUAACAAAUUGUGUGUGUGUGCGCAUGUUGGGGUGGGGGUGGGUGUGUGUGGGGGUGUGUGUGUUUUGUCUUUGUCUGUAUGGUAAAUGUGGGUUUGGUUUUAUUAGCAUGAAUUUAAAGAAGAUUGGUGAAGAAGAGCUCAGAUUCUACAGUGUAUAGUGCCUUUGCGUUCAUGUACAGUUUAUAUAAUGAAAUAUUAUAGUCUGAAGUUUUAAGACUUUUGUGAAUAUAUAAAUAACACUAGAGGGAAAUAAACAGUGAACAGUGUAUAUCUGC
Messenger RNA from Electrophorus electricus (electric eel), 7923 nucleotides. It is a transcript of the gene svila, whose product is annotated as supervillin a. Gene Ontology annotation, molecular function: phosphatidylinositol-4,5-bisphosphate binding; actin filament binding. The record is from RefSeq and is a predicted model, not a curated record. Gene Ontology annotation, cellular component: actin cytoskeleton; cytoplasm. Gene Ontology annotation, biological process: actin polymerization or depolymerization; barbed-end actin filament capping; cytoskeleton organization. NCBI's taxonomy places the organism in Eukaryota, Metazoa, Chordata, Actinopteri, Gymnotiformes, Gymnotidae.